This is a messenger RNA of Adineta ricciae, 1050 nucleotides long. Lineage: Eukaryota; Metazoa; Rotifera; Eurotatoria; Adinetida; Adinetidae. The record is from the annotation of a GenBank genome assembly.
AUGAAUCCAGCUGCUCAUAGUAAUUUUGAAUCGUUAAGUAAUGAACUUUUACUCGAAGUAUUCGAAUACCUGGAUGCAUAUGAUCUGUAUCUGACUUUUCAUGCGUUAAAUCAACGUAUUAAUGCACUCCUUCGACGUGCUAACUUACAUAUUCUCCUCGAAUCCUCAAAAAACGACGAAAAUGUACUAAAUGGAAUUUUAUCAUUCUUCACUCCAUCCCAGGUUCGUGUACUGUCUCUGAAUAUCGACAACACUACUUUGGCUAAACAGUUUGUAUCAUUUACUGACCAAAAUCUUUAUUCGCUGAACAUUUAUAAGCGACAUGGAAAUGCGUUAUUUGAAAUCAUUCCAUGCCUUUCAAGAAGCAGUCGUAUUAAAUAUCUACGCAUCGAUGAAGCUUUUGUGUAUGGCGUAUCAUCCACUCGGUCAUUAUUUGAUCUGAUAUUCAUUGAAUAUUCUGCUUACUUCACGUCAUUAGUUGUUGCAUCUAUCUCGUUUCAUUAUUACACAAAAGCUUCUCGAGUACAAACUGUUUUCCCACACCUUCGUCAUUUAUCACUCGCUAAAAUUACUUUAACAUCAACUUUAACUGACUUUCUCAGUUCUUCAACACCUAAUCUUCGAUCAUUAGUUAUUUUACCUACUAUACAGGAUUAUCUUUCACCUACAUUUGCUCUCAAACAAAUUCGACAACUACAUUUACGUUGCACUUACAAUUUCGAAUAUGUGGCAUCCUUGAUCAAAAUAUUUCCUUCUCUGCGGCGAUUAAAAAUCGAUUACGUUAAUUACUCUCGGAACUUACCCAGCACCAAUCCGAUCUGUAAGUCAUUGACUGAAGAGAAUUUACCGCACUUAAAGCAACUCACAAUCGAUUUCGAACCUGCUGUAGAACUAGAAAUCGUGAAAUCAUUCACUACCAAUGAGUUUUGGUCUGCUAAAAAACUCAAUGUAAUCAGAACAAUGAAUAAAAUGGAGUCACGAUGUCCAAUGGUAAAAUCGAUUUAUUUUGGUUCGCGAUUACAUUCGCUUAUUGAGAAACGAUUUAUAUAA